Ricinus communis (castor bean) is the source of this 1581-nucleotide messenger RNA. RefSeq lists its product as uncharacterized. Lineage: Eukaryota; Viridiplantae; Streptophyta; Magnoliopsida; Malpighiales; Euphorbiaceae. The coding region runs from base 1 to 1581 and encodes 526 amino acids. Gene Ontology annotation, biological process: lipid metabolic process. The record is from RefSeq and is marked provisional. Gene Ontology annotation, molecular function: triacylglycerol lipase activity. The transcript has 5 exons.
AUGGAUGAUGCUGGUAAAAUCACUUCCACAAGCCAUCUCAUAGUGAGCCCAGAUGAAGGAACCUUUUUGGACCUGUUCAAGCACAUUGUGCUGAGUGAUUUGGGCAGUGGAGCCAAAUUCUUUAGGGCUUCAGAUCAGAGAGUGCCUGCUACGGCAGCAUAUUAUAGCAGGUGGCCUGUUUCAGUUUUCAUUUGCAAAAUACUUCAACUUUUCCAGAUGCCAGCCGCGAUGCUUGGUCAUCUUACUGAUUUCUUGCUCAACUUCUAUUAUCAGAAUCAUGGCUUCCUUGGCAUACUCAGAAACAUCUUCUUAAUAAGACUGAAGAUACCAAAAAGAGGUGAAGCCGACUUUAUAAGCACGAUAGGGUAUUUAGAUUCACGAAUGGACCUUCACGGGACGCCAAUGGUGUCGCACCAGGCAGACGAAGUGAUUUCAAAUGCAGAUAAUCCAAGCCUGAAAGAAGGGCACAAUUCAAAGAUAAAAGGAGCCCUUGGGAACCGAUCUCUCAUGGAUCUUUGUAUCAUGGCGUCAAAGCUUGCUUAUGAAAAUACCAAAGUUGUUGAAAGAGUAGUUGCCGAACAUUGGAAGAUGCAUUUCGUGGCUGACUAUGGGGGCAUGAAUUAUUUCCAAGAUGCAAGGAACACUCAUGCGUUCAUCUUUUGUGACAAGCCAAAAGAUGCAAACUUGAUAGUGAUCAGCUUCAGAGGCACAGGACCUUUUAGUAUACCAAAUUGGUGUACUGAUUUUGAUUUCUCCUUAGUUGGGUUGGGAGACGCAGGAAGUGUCCAUGUUGGAUUCUUAGAAGCAAUGGGUUUGGGUCACAGAAAUUCUAUUUCCAGCUUUGAGACUAGCAUUAACACAAAGUCGCCAGGAAGCAUAACCGAAUUAAGGAAAGAGUCCGAGAUGGCUCCGGACCACUUGGUAUGGGCAUAUGAUGGUGUUUACUUUCUUGCGGCAUCGACGCUCAAGGGAUUACUAAAAGACCACAAGAACGCAAAAUUUGUAGUCACUGGGCAUAGCUUAGGUGGUGCACUUGCUAUACUGUUCACAUGCAUUCUUGAGAUACAGCAGGAGACAGAGGUGCUUGACAGACUGCUAAAUGUAUACACAUUCGGACAGCCUAGGAUUGGGAACUAUAAUCUUGGUUACUUCAUGCAGAACCGUCUCAAUUUUCCAGAACGUAGGUAUUUCAGGGUGGUUUACUGCAAUGACAUGGUUCCUAGGGUGCCUUUCGAUGAUGUCUUCUUCACUUUCGAGCAUUUCGGAACCUGCAUUUACUAUGAUAGCCGCUUCUUUGGCUACUUUACCAAAGAGGAGCCCAGCAGAAACCCUUUCGGAAUAGAAAAUGCCAUCAGUGCGCACAUCACCGCCUGGUGGGAGCUCUGGAGAAGUUUCAUAUUAAAUCACGUAUAUGGCGCAGAAUACAAGGAGACCUGGGAAUCCAGAAUGUUCAGGAUAUUGGGACUGUUUCUCCCUGGUGUUGCAGCUCAUAGUCCUGUGAAUUAUGUCAAUUCUGUCAGGCUUGGAAGGGAGCUUGCAAUUCCCUUGAUGUCUCUGAAAAUGAUGGCACAAGGUUACUAG